Messenger RNA from Cheilinus undulatus (humphead wrasse), 1259 nucleotides. RefSeq names its product activator of basal transcription 1 (gene abt1). The transcript has 5 exons. Gene Ontology annotation, cellular component: nucleolus. The record is from RefSeq and is a predicted model, not a curated record. Lineage: Eukaryota; Metazoa; Chordata; Actinopteri; Labriformes; Labridae. Gene Ontology annotation, biological process: endonucleolytic cleavage to generate mature 5'-end of SSU-rRNA from (SSU-rRNA, 5.8S rRNA, LSU-rRNA); endonucleolytic cleavage in 5'-ETS of tricistronic rRNA transcript (SSU-rRNA, 5.8S rRNA, LSU-rRNA); small-subunit processome assembly. Gene Ontology annotation, molecular function: RNA binding. The coding region runs from base 58 to 984 and encodes 308 amino acids.
CCGCACGUGAGAAGAGGAGCAGUGGAGUUUUAUCAGAAGAGGAUUAAAAUGACUUAAAUGAUAUAUAUAUAUAUAUAUAUAAAAAAAGCAAUAAUCCAGCUAUUUGGAUAUUCCAAAAUCGAGAAAAUGAAGAAGAGGGAGGAGGAGGAAGGGGAGAGGAGAGAAGAAGAGGAGGAGGAUGAGGAGAGGAGUGAAGAGGAGAAGGAAAUGAGAGAAGAAGAGGGGGAGGAGGAGAGGGUUUCUGCAGAGAGAGGAAGUGAUGAGGAUGGAGUUGGUGGUGGCGAUGAAGUUGUUAGGAAGGGGAAGAGCACUAAGCAGAAAGGUGCUGGAGACAGGAAGUGUGUACCAGGUAUCAUUUACCUGGGCCACAUUCCUCCAAGACUCCGCCCCAAACACCUGAGGAACCUGCUGUCAGUGUAUGGAGAGAUUGGGCGCAUCUUUCUUCAACCUGAAGAUCGUCAGGUGAAGAAGAAGAGGAAGUCCAGGUGUGACUUUACUGAAGGGUGGGUGGAGUUUAUGGACAAACGAGUCGCCAAAAGAGUCGCAGCGUCUCUUCACAACACGCCAAUGGGAACCAGGAAACGCCAACGCUUCUCCUCUGACUUGUGGUGCAUAAAGUAUCUGCACAGGUUCCACUGGACUCACCUGAGCGAGCGGUUGGCGUAUGAAAAGACCGUCUUACAGCAGAGACUCAGGACAGAAGUGUCUCAGGCCAAGCGGGAGACAAACUUCUACCUGAACAACGUAGAGCGGAGCGCUCACCUGGAGAAGGUUAAAAGGAAGAGGGAGAAAGACGGACAACAGGUGGAGGACAAGACGUGGGACUUCACGCAGCGUCAGACGGAGGAGGAAAUCCAACAGAGGAAGAAGAAGAAGAACUCGGUUUCCCAGAAACGCCUGGACAAGGCCCGCCUUAUACAGCAGAAGAGCCAAUCAAAUGUCUCACUGCUGGCCAAGAUAUUCAACACCAACAAGUCAGAGUGACAUUUCCUGACUGGAUGGUUAGCAAGACUGCAACCAUGGGAACAGGAGGUGGAUAGUGGCACGCCUACCUUCGGGCCCUGCUGGACAUGUUCAAUGAAAGAUUUUACAGAUCUAAGGCUGUGUGUGUAAAAAGUUGUAAAUAAAACUGACUGAUUUGCUGAACUGUGUUUUAUCAACCCCCCUCACCUGUCCUGACACACCUGUGUUACCUGAGUAUUACUCAGACAGAAGUUUGAUUUUUAAAUAAUGAGAUUAAAAUGUUUGACACAUUUUAA